GUCGGGUUCUGAUCUGUGCCAGUGAUGACCGGACCUGUGCCCAGCUGCAGCAGUACAUCCGGCUCGGCUCCGACUCGCUGCUCCACCGCCUCUACGCCCGCACCGCCGGCAAAAGUGACGCCGCUGCAGCCGCCGCCCUCGAUCUCGAUUGCCACAAAAAGGGCAACAGCUGGACGAAAAAAGGAGCCAAGGGAAAAGAGCCGGCGCAGAAAAAACCCACAAAGAGUAAAAAAAGACCCUCGCUGACUCUGACCCAGAUGGUGGGGAAGGACAGGGCGGAGGAGGCGGCCAUGAUGGGCAGCAGUGGAGACGAGGAUGAGGAGGAGGAACAGAUGAAGCUGGAUUUGUCAUCAGAUGCUUAUUAUGGAGUUCUGAAGGAGCCGCUGACUGUCAUCCACCCUCUGAAGGGCCUCACUGACCCCCACAGCCUCACCAGGGUGCUGAACGAGGUGGAGCCCAGCUUCGUGGUGCUGUACGACGCUGAGAUCAGUUUCGUCCGCCAGCUGGAGAUCUACAAAGCUAGCCGGCCCGGGAAAACACUGAGGGUGUAUUUCCUCAUCUACGGAGGCUCCACGGAGGAACAGAAGUACCUGACGGCGCUGUCCAGGGAAAAGAAAGCCUUCGAACACCUCAUCAGGGAAAAAGCUACCAUGGUGAUCCCAGAGGAGAGGGAGGGGCGGGAAGACACUAACCUGGACCUGGCAAGGAAUUUAGGGCCUGCCAACGCCACCACCAACACCCGCAAAGCAGGAGGUCAGGAGCAGCCCAAAGACCCGUCCCGAGUCAUCGUAGACAUGCGUGAGUUUCGCAGUGAGCUGCCCUCGUUGCUGCACCGCCGCGGGCUGGACAUCGAGCCCGUCACCCUGGAAGUGGGCGACUACAUCCUGACCCCGGACACGUGCGUCGAGCGGAAGAGCGUCAGUGAUCUGAUUGGCUCCCUGCAGAGCGGCCGCCUCUACACUCAGUGUCUCUCCAUGACUCGAUACUACAAAAGACCAGUGCUGCUCAUUGAGUUUGACCCAGCAAAACCCUUUUCCUUGAUGGCUCGCUCUGAUUUCCGUCAUGAGAUAUCGGCCAAUGACGUUUCUUCCAAACUCACCUUACUCACUUUGCAUUUCCCUCGGCUCCGUAUUCUCUGGUGCCCGUCCCCCCACGCCACUGCCGAGCUCUUCGAGGAUCUGAAGAAAGGUCGCCUGGAGCCGGAUGGUGCCGCCGCUCAGGCCAUCACAGCCGAGUCAGACAUGGUGGCCGAAUCAGCUGACCUCUACAACCCCGGGCCGUAUGACUUCCUGUUGAAAAUGCCUGGGGUCAAUAUGAAAAACUACAGGGCUCUUGUGAAAAACGCAGACAGCCUGGCAGAUUUAGCCAAACUCAGCCAGGAAAGGUUGGCAGAAAUACUGGAGAAUGCUAAAAAUGCUAAGCAGCUGUUUGAGUUCCUGCAUAAUGAUGCUGAUGUCCCUGCUCCUGUGCAGAAGGGCAAGUGGACAUGAUGUGUGGAAAUUGAAUUGCUUCAAGAGGGAUUAAUCAAAUGGACUUUCUUCUUCUUCAAAGCAUCUGACUUAUGUAUAUAAUUAUAAUAUUCCUGGUAUCAGGAGGAUUAGUUUUCAAUGUACAUUUUGAUGAUAAUGGCAUGAUGUAAAAUGAUGCAGACUGAAUUCACACCGUACAGAAUGAGUCUGUCAUCAAAAAGUAUUAUAUUUAUGUACAGAAUGAACUGAUAUACUGCAAUGUUUUUUCUAUUGUAUUUUGUAAACUACUCUGAAAAUGGGACAUGUUCUUAAAUAACUUGGCAAGAAUCAAAUAUUUUAUAAUAGUUUUGUUUACCUUUUAUUUAAAUAAAUACAUCUUUCUAGA
Notothenia coriiceps (black rockcod) is the source of this 1854-nucleotide messenger RNA. RefSeq names its product DNA repair endonuclease XPF. Gene Ontology annotation, molecular function: damaged DNA binding; single-stranded DNA binding; single-stranded DNA endonuclease activity. Gene Ontology annotation, biological process: double-strand break repair via homologous recombination; nucleotide-excision repair involved in interstrand cross-link repair; resolution of meiotic recombination intermediates. The annotation marks the transcript as partial. The record is from RefSeq and is a predicted model, not a curated record. Gene Ontology annotation, cellular component: nucleotide-excision repair factor 1 complex. Lineage: Eukaryota; Metazoa; Chordata; Actinopteri; Perciformes; Nototheniidae. The transcript has 3 exons.